This is a messenger RNA of Oppia nitens, 1415 nucleotides long. Its product is annotated as innexin inx2-like. The record is from RefSeq and is a predicted model, not a curated record. Bases 141 to 1301 code for a protein of 386 amino acids. The transcript has 4 exons. Gene Ontology annotation, molecular function: gap junction channel activity. Gene Ontology annotation, cellular component: plasma membrane; gap junction. Lineage: Eukaryota; Metazoa; Arthropoda; Arachnida; Sarcoptiformes; Oppiidae.
AUUGAAAACCAUUUGAAAGACAGCAACACAUUUGGCGCGCGACUGAUCUCUUCAGUUCACUAACAUAUCUUCAGAUAGUCGGUGGUCAUCAUCAUUGCGAUCUAUACCGAAGACCGAAGAAGAAGUUUUGUUAGUUGAUAAUGAUAUCGUCGUUGUCAUCGUUGGCAUCGUUGGUCAAAACACGUAAACAGUGUAUCGAUGGCCAAGUAUUUCGCUGUCACUAUCAGCUGACUGUCAUACUGUUGGUCACCUUUUGUGUGAUAAUAUCAUCGAAAAUAUUGGUCGGCGAACCCAUUGAUUGCGAAAUCAAUGACAAGACUGUGUCGAAAAGUUUCAUUAAUACCUAUUGUUUUGUCAACUCGACCUAUUCAAUUGAUCCCGAAUUUAUUGUCAACUUCUACCAAUCCGCGGACAAUAAUAAUAAUAAUAAUAAUAAUCGCCUUCAACGACACGGCUUAGGACACUAUGGAUCCGAUCAUAAACUUAUUUACCACUAUUACUAUCAAUGGGUUUGGCUGAUGCUAUUCAUUCAAGCGAUUUGUUUUUAUUUUCCUCAUUGGCUAUGGAAGUGCUUCGAAGCCAAUAAAAUAUCUUCACUGGUAACUGAUUUAAACUAUUUUUCAUCCGAUAGUCAAGUAAUCGAUAAGAAAGUCGACCUAAUUGUCGACUAUUUAUAUAAAAUCAAUGGUAUUAACGAUUGGUAUGCCUUGAAGUACUACUUUUGCGAAGUCCUAUCGCUAAUCAAUGUUAUCAUACAAAUCGUUGCCAACGAUAUCUUUCUGAGCCAUCAGUUCAACGAUUAUGGCUUCCGAUUGUUUCGUUAUCUGACAUCCGAUCCGACCGUCAAAGUGGAUCCCAUGUCUAAAAUAUUUCCAAUACUAAGCAAAUGUGAAUUGAAUCGGUUCGGUUCGACCGGUAGUGUCGAAAGACUGGACACACUUUGUCUGCUAUCUGUCAAUAUAUUCAACCAAAAGAUCUAUCUGUUCCUAUGGUUUUGGUACUACUUCCUGGUCAUUGUAACCAGUUUUGUGUUUGCCUUUCGGCUGCUAUUGAUUUGUUGUCCACAAAUUCGUUACUAUGUCUACCGCUAUCGGCUCACAGAGUCACGACUAACGGCUAGUGAAUACCAAACCAAACGUCUGAUCUCACGUCUCAAACUCGACGAUUGGUUUAAACUAUUACUGUUGAGCAAAAAUAUAGAGUCCAUACUAUUUGCCCGAAUUAUCGACAAAUUGUGCGAAAAGUUUUAUAUCGACGACGAAUUGAAUGGCAAAAUCAAUGACGAAGUGUCCUAUCUUUAAGUCAAGAGUAUCUGUUUGUUUGUCUAUCUGUCUGUCUGUCUGUCUCUCUGUUUGUCUGUCUGUCAUAUGAUUUAAAAUCAUUUUUUAAUUUAUUUUUUUAAAAACAUUUUUACC